This is a messenger RNA of Setaria italica (foxtail millet), 1111 nucleotides long. RefSeq names its product nudix hydrolase 15, mitochondrial. The record is from RefSeq and is a predicted model, not a curated record. Gene Ontology annotation, molecular function: acetyl-CoA hydrolase activity; coenzyme A diphosphatase activity. The transcript has 4 exons. NCBI's taxonomy places the organism in Eukaryota, Viridiplantae, Streptophyta, Magnoliopsida, Poales, Poaceae. Bases 80 to 826 code for a protein of 248 amino acids. Gene Ontology annotation, biological process: coenzyme A catabolic process.
CCACGAAACGGACACGGAAAGGUCACCGCCCAAACCAAACCCCCUUCGCCACUCCCACCAACUCCCCCCGAUCUCGGCCAUGGCGGGGGAGGGCUCCGGCGCCGGCGUGGAAAUGGGCGCGCUCAUCCGGCGGCUGAGGCUCCACCAGGCGGGGCCAUCCCCUUACGACCCCGCACCGGCGGGGACCCCCGCGAUCGACGGCGGCGAGCAGCUGUUCCGGCCGCGGAGGGCCGCCGUGCUCGUCUGCCUCUUCCGGGCUGCCGCCGGCGAGCUCCGCGUCAUACUCACCAAGCGCUCGUCGUCACUCUCCACCCAUUCCGGUGAAGUUUCACUGCCAGGAGGGAAGGCAGAGGAGGGUGAUGCAGAUGACGUAGCAACAGCAUUAAGGGAGUCAAAAGAGGAGAUUGGGCUUGAUCCAGCUCUGGUCACUGUUGUUGCAUCUCUUGAACACUUCUUGUCCAAGCAUCUUUUGGUGGUUGUUCCUGUUAUUGGCAUACUGUCAGAUAUACAAGCGUUUAUACCUGUUCUUAAUGUAGCUGAGGUGGACGAAAUAUUUGAUGUACCCCUGGAGAUGUUCCUCAAGGAUGAGAACAGGACAUCCGAGGAGCGGGAAAAGAUGGGGCAGGCAUUCACAGUUCAUUACUUCACUUACACAAAAGGGAACCAGAAGUACUUAAUCUGGGGUCUGACUGCCCGAAUCCUUAUCCAUGCUGCUUCAGUUGUAUACGAGCGACCACCAGACUUUCCUGAGGGAAAUGCACAUUUCAACUUGCCAAAGUACACAAAGGAUUGCUCUUCAAUGCUAGCAGGGCUUGCCAAACACUAGUGUCUAUGACACUGCCUGAACUAGACUACUGGGGGCGUAGGAGGUUUCAACUACAAGGAAUAGUUACAGAAUCCAAGGGGAGUCCAAAUCAUAUGGGGUCAUAAUUUAGAUUCUUUGCACAAUCUUCACUUAACACAAUAGUUGAUGCACGCCAAAUGGUCCAUUUGAUGUUGUUAACGAGGUCCAAUACUCAGCUCUGAUGCAAUUGAAUUGUAUGUAUAAAUCAUAUUGUUCUGCUUAAUGCAUUGUUCAUUUGUUCUAUAAGGAUGAGAAGGUUCUGAACAA